Cataglyphis hispanica is the source of this 1052-nucleotide messenger RNA. Its product is annotated as testisin-like. The coding region runs from base 81 to 977 and encodes 298 amino acids. Lineage: Eukaryota; Metazoa; Arthropoda; Insecta; Hymenoptera; Formicidae. Gene Ontology annotation, molecular function: serine-type endopeptidase activity. Gene Ontology annotation, biological process: proteolysis. The record is from RefSeq and is a predicted model, not a curated record. The transcript has 5 exons.
UAUAAAGAAGCACCGGCAUCGACGAGACUACGACACUUUUUGAUUGUUCUCCGACAAAGGCGCAGUGGAUCUGAAACGAGAUGACUGGCUUAUCGUAUUCGGGAGUCAUUGUGUCAGCGCUCGUUCUACUUUUUGGGAUUUUUGCGCGGAUUCAGGCCGAAUAUAUUAAUCUGGCAGAUGUUCCAUGCGGUAUAAGCGGGAUACGGGAGGCGAGAAUUGUCGGAGGUCAGGAUGCAAUUCAAGGUGAAUUUCCUUGGCUCGUGAGCAUAACCAGAAAAGGUGGACACUUUUGUGGGGGUGCCAUCCUGAAUUCCAGAUUUAUACUCAGCGCCGCGCAUUGUUUGUGCUCCGGCACGAACAAGAUUCCGGCGGGACAAUUGCGCGUCACGUUAGGCGAGCACAAUUUAAGGGCUCCAGAAAUUCCAGCCGCAAGACACGAGAGCGUCAUAAACGUGGUGUUGCACCCUAAUCACAAAUGCGGCAAGUAUGUAGACGAUAUUGCCCUGCUGGAACUUGCUAGACCGAUCAGCUGGUCGGAAAGCGUGAAACCCGCAUGUUUACCUGUGGCCACAGGAACACCAGGAUAUAACACUUUCGGCGAUAUGGACGCUAUAGUAGCCGGAUGGGGCUGGCUCGGGGAAGAUAAAAGCAAAUACAAAAGAGCCGACGUGCUGCAGAAAGUGCAGGUUCGCGUGGUAGCAAACACUGUGUGCAGCGAAUGGUAUGCGAGUCAGGGCAAGUCGAUCCGCGUGGAAUCAAAGCAGAUGUGUGCCGGUUGGGAGGAAGGCAGGAAAGAUUCUUGCUGGGCUGACAGCGGCGGGCCCUUGAUGGUCAGAAGUCGUCCUGCUGGACCCUUGAUGGUGAUUGGGGUAGUCUCGACCGGCAUAGGCUGCAGCAGACCACGACUUCCUGGCAUUUAUACGAGAGUUUCGGACUACGUUUCUUAUAUUACGCAAGUGACACAAGUCAGUCGAUAAUAAAAGAAAGUACAAACACGAGCUUCUAUCUCGAUGUCCAAUUACGUCUAAGAACGAAAUUUUUUCCUAUAUUAA